This is a messenger RNA of Pocillopora meandrina, 556 nucleotides long. The record is from the annotation of a GenBank genome assembly. NCBI's taxonomy places the organism in Eukaryota, Metazoa, Cnidaria, Anthozoa, Scleractinia, Pocilloporidae.
AAGUGGGACGACCGGUAUGUUCACUUGCUAAUAGAAACUUACAAUCAUCACAAGCAUCUUUUCAACACCAAGAGGGGAAAGAUGACUAAAAAGCAGGUGUUCGAAAGAAUUGCGGAAUAUUUGUCAGUGGCGAUCAGUGUCUUUGAAAAUGGAAAAAAUUAGAACAAAAGUAUAAAGAAGUAGAACACAACAAUAAAAGAAUGGGAAGAGGCAGAAAGGAUUGGAAAUUUCUCCACAAAAUGGCUGGUUGCCUUGGCCAAAAUCCUAAAGUUAAUCCAGCAUUUACAUUCGAUGCAUCAAGUGAAAGUCAGGCAUCCAGAUCAGAAUCUCUAUUAGUCACCAGCAGCACUACUAACAACGAAAACUGCUCAGACUGCAGUGAUGAAGGUGUUGGUGAUGAAAUCAAGAGAGAAAGGAACUGAAACUUCGCAGGCAGCGCAAACGAAAUGGUCAUUCGUCAGCCACUGAAACGCUAACUUUCCUACAAACAUAUACCGAAAAAAGACAGAAGGCUGAAGAGGAAAAGUUAAGUCUUCUAAGGGAGAUGAAAGAUUAA